ACCGGAGACAGCUGUGGGCGUCUACUACGACACAUUCUUGAAAUUCUGCAUUCGGAGCAUGUCGUUUAUAACUUCCUCUCCAAAUUAUAUCGCAUCUUAUCUACGGACUUCAUCUUACCUCUUAACUGUGAAUAAACAUGAAAUCUUUGCAUCUGGACGUGAAGUUCGCCUACAGGACCUGGUCUAGCCGGCAACGUGGAACGCAUAUACUACUAUAGUACACAAUUACAAAACUCUACACCAAGUCUGUCUAUUGCCAAGACGAGCAAGGGUUCUUCCAUGUGUUCCGGCGAAACAGUCUACACCACCGCUCUUUCGUCAAAGGAUACAGGUAUCUUACCGGUUCUUCGUUAAUAAAAAUCAAACUCAGUCAAGCACGAUGUUUAAUUUCCUCUUACCCCCCAGAUACAGUUUGCUUAUAUCCAUAUGUGCCCCUCCAAUUUCACCAAACAUGAAACUCUUCCGUAGACGUGAUUUUCACACAUACGAUAGCACCCACUAUGGAUAUCGCAAUUUAGAUUCAGUUUCACAUGGUAUUUGGACUUGCAUUACCCCAGAAAAUUUGCAUCGCGGUCGUUUGCCCGGUAUCGUUCACAUGUCCAUGCCAUUGGAAGAUGUCACCAAUGAAGAGAACGAGAAUCUGGUGACACGCAUCCUUGCUGAUUCAUGGGAUUUAUUAGAUUUCCAGGCAAUCAAGGCCAUGCUGAUCCCAUCCGAUCUCUCUCUGGGAGAAACUCAUAUACUCCGUCUAAGUAAGGACACCCCCACUGCAGGCAUAGGCGACAUUGAGCAGAGCACGCUUAAGCUCGUCCUCGAUCUCGUUGAACAGGUCGCAAGGUAUCACUCGUCGGAAUGGUUGGAUGAGAAUCCCGACAAGGAUCCACGAGUAUUCCAUCUUGCUUGGGGAGAUCCUGCAGAAUUUGCCAGAUUAGACCAGGGCAUGCGUACUGCCAUGCCACUAAAGUCUAUAGUCGAUAACAAAGCGCACUCGGCGUCGGUUUUACGACUCAUGAGGGCACCGGGGCCGUAUGAGGGAGGUGUCGACUACCUAUUCGAGAGAUUCAUGAAAGUCGCCGUGUCCCUGCUCUUCGACACCAGUAUUGCCUUCUUGAAGGAAAACGAUUGUCUACCUGAAGGACGUUCGUCAGAUCAUUGCUCUUAUCCUUUGAUAGUUGCCGGCGGAUGUUUCGCUUUCAAUGAUGACGUAUGUAAAGAGAUGAUAGAAAUUCUCCACCCAACCUUGGUGCACUUAGUCCAAUUCCAUCGACGCAACAAGACGGUGGACUCAGAAUUACCUGAACACUGCGUGCUCUAUGGUCUUCAUUGGUCGCGCACACGCAUUCAGAUAUUCGCACACUUCCCUACUGAAACUGCUGCAAAUGUUGACCCCGCAAAGUGGAAGUUCUGUCAAGCACUUGUUGCGCAACAUUGGGUUGCUCUUGAGGAAAAGGAGCUCGCUGUUUACAGGGCUGUGCCGAUUUCCCCAGACAAUACGUUCUUAUAUCGAUGGCGACUCACCGUCACGUUAUUUACGAUUCGAGCCCGCGUUCGGGGGCUCGAGCAGCUCCUUCAACAGUCCGGUGGCUUGCCAAUCAAGAGGACGUCAUUGGACCUGCACGUACAUUCUCCGGAGCCUCUGCUUAGUAUCCAUACGCAUGUGCCGCAGACAUCUCACAUGCCUCAAUUCAUUCGAACAAUGCGUGGAUUCUGGAGGGCAUCGCGACUGGCCGUCCCAGAGGAAUGGAUUCCGAUCGAGGACGAAAUGGUAGCGAUCAACCCGACGCGAAAGAAAGGGAGCUGUAUCAUAGUCAACCGCGCUGUGUUGAUGCUUUCUAAGAUCGUAUUGCAUCCUCUCCGUCGUGUAUUGGAGCCUCUGUCUGACAAGGCGCUCUCAAGCCGUCACGCCGACCCUGCCUUCCUAGGUCCGGACUUCUUCCACCCAAUAUAUGUGCAGAGGUCCUUUUUCGAUUGGGCACAUUUGGAGGUGGACCCGGAUAGAUUGGACAAUGAUUCCAAGCCGCACCUAACAAGACUCUAUGAUCUGCUCAGUAUUGCGUGCAACAUCUUGGGAGGAAGUCAAUCUGCCAGUGUUCAUUCGCGAACGCUUUUGCGAACUUCUCCGAAUAUUCGAUCCGUUGGAAUCCGAAAACACGAUAUCCUUCAACAGUGCCGUGGAGGUCGACAGACAUCACCUUUAGUAUUGCCGCUGAUUUUGCUCUUGUGGUGCAAAAUAAUCACCCGAUCACAUGGCCGACUGUCAAACGCGCCGCUCAAUUACCCUUGACAGUUUCUAGUCCAGCAGUUGUACUCGGUCUACGGACAACUGGUUUCGACCUAGAUGGCUCAGGUAUAUCGAGGGAGGAGCUUCAUGAUCUGAAGCUUGUGAUGGAUCCGCAUCUGCCCAUGGUUGGCUUCACUUUAAGGCAGGACGACGUUGGUGCUAGUGAACCGGCAGCGUGGCCCGGAUGGGCGACACGGUUUUGCAUCUACCUGAAGGCAGGAUUCGUGCAUAUUGUGGCGUUCUUCCUCGCGUCUCAUGGACGGGUCGAUGUCUGCAUUGUGGACAGCCUGCCGAUUGUCCCGAUAGCGAAUAGUACUGUGGACCUGGAGAAUCGAGCCCGUCUCGCCAUCGCGUUGUUCACGCCCCAGAGGCAUGUUGUAUGCUUUUCGGAGCAAUGGCGGAAGUUUACUUGAUGUCAUCAACUUGUGCAGGAAGAACACGGCGCCAUAGUCGAGGUGACCGGCAUUUGUUCAAAAGGCCAUUCUGUACAUGGAGAUGUCGAUGAUGCGAGCCUAAAGUCCGAGUGCGAAGUCGGUGAUCUCGUAUUAGAAGAAAUAAACGAGAAACUAGAAAAUUGGGUUGACUAGUAUUGGGCGCGACGCGUGCAGCCGAGCCUUGUAAAAUCCGACUUCAUGAUGACUCAAGUUGAAUUUUCGUGCAACAUGUGUUCCGAACUCAUCUUCAAUGAAUAGUGGCAUAUCUG
Messenger RNA from Somion occarium, 2984 nucleotides. The record is from the annotation of a GenBank genome assembly. Lineage: Eukaryota; Fungi; Basidiomycota; Agaricomycetes; Polyporales; Cerrenaceae.